ACUUGACGCAUUCGAAUGUUAGUCGCUAAACUAUCAUCACAAGGAUUUAAUCUCGUUCGUUUUCAAAAACGGACGGCGCUCCGGGUCGUCGCUUCUGCGAAAAAUACGGAGGGUGCCCGCGUGAUGCGUACAGCGGCCGUGAGGGGAGCUUCCUCAGAACAUGGUUUCGACUACGAUAUUUUCGUCAUCGGUGGGGGAUCUGGCGGAGUUCGCGCGUCGCGAAUGGCUUCAAGCGCGGGUGCAAAAGUUGGACUCUGUGAAAUGCCUUACGACCCAAUAAGUUCAGAUAGGACUGGUGGGCUCGGCGGCACUUGUGUAAUUCGAGGUUGCGUUCCGAAGAAACUAUUCGUCUUUGGAAGCGGAUUUUCUGCCGAUUUCGAAGACGCAAGUGGAUUCGGAUGGGUGUUGAGUGAACCCAAGCUAGACUGGAAGAGGCUACUCGACGCAAAAUUGAAGGAAACAGAGCGUUUAAAUGGGAUUUAUGAAAGGUUACUUGAUGGUUCAGGUGUCACAUCCUACGUAGGCGCUGGGAAAUUAUUGGACAAUCACACAGUCGAGAUAACUGGACAAGAGGGCUCAAAGGAAAGCGUGACUGCGAGAGAUAUCCUCAUCGCCACCGGGGGGAGAGCUUAUGUGCCCGACAUCCCUGGUGCAGAGCUUGGCAUAACGUCGGAUGAAGCCCUAAACUUGACCGAGCUACCGAAGAAAAUGGUGAUAGUGGGUAGUGGUUACAUUGCAGUCGAGUUUGCUGGUAUUUUCGCUGGACUUGGCGUGGAAGUCGACUUGGUUUAUCGUCAAGCCCUUCCUCUUAGAGGCUUUGACGAUGAUAUACGCAGCACAGUCUACUCUAACUUGAAAGAGAGAGGAAUUAAUCAAAUUUCUAGCUGUCAACUCGUCAGUUUGGACAAACAGUCGGAUGGUCGGUUGUUGUUAAGAACGUCUACUGAAGAAUUAGAAACGGAUGUAGUUAUCUUUGCGACAGGAAGGAUACCAAAUACAACUAGACCGAAACUUGGGCUAGAAAGUGUGGGGGUCGAACUUUCUGCAACGGGUGCCAUAAAAGUGGAUGAAUACAGUAGAACUACGGUGAGCAAUAUAUGGGCUGUUGGUGAUGUUACCGAUAGAGUCAAUUUGACACCGGUUGCGCUUAUGGAAGGGAUGGCCUUUGUAGACACAGUCGUAAGGGGUAAUCCGACUAAACCGGAUUAUGAGAAUAUACCAUGUGCAGUAUUCUCUCAACCGCCCGUUGCGACCGUCGGUUUAUCAGAAAACGAUGCGAUUAUGAGGGGGGUUCGAUGCGAUGUUUUCAUGUCUUCUUUCACUCCGAUGAAAUAUUCUCUCUCUGGGCGUAAAGAGAAAGCUCUGAUGAAACUGGUAGUUGAUUCAGUCAGUCAAAGGGUAUUAGGUGUGCACAUGGUAGGCCCCGAUGCGGCAGAAAUACUUCAAGGUUUCGCAACAGCUCUGAAAUGUGGAGCUACCAAGCAGCACUUCGAUCAGACUGUUGGUAUCCAUCCCUCUAGUGCUGAAGAGUUCGUGACAAUGCGUUCGUUGACGCGGACAGUGGGGGGCGAAUAGGAUGUAGGUAAGAAUCAUGGGCAGCGUUCUCAAGCAUCAGGCAAGUACGCACGUUAGUCACACGCGAAUUCAUCAUGAACAACCAAAGGAAAAUCAUUUGUCGCUUUGGCUCCAUAGUCAUGUAUCGGCUCUACACUCAUAUUUAGUUUUAAUACGACAAC
Molecule: messenger RNA, 1736 nt
Organism: Ostreococcus lucimarinus CCE9901
Lineage: Eukaryota; Viridiplantae; Chlorophyta; Mamiellophyceae; Mamiellales; Bathycoccaceae
Gene: GSR1
Product: glutathione reductase
Exons: 3
Coding region: 16-1575 (519 amino acids)
Biological process (GO): cell redox homeostasis; cellular response to oxidative stress; glutathione metabolic process
Cellular component (GO): cytosol; mitochondrion
Molecular function (GO): glutathione-disulfide reductase (NADPH) activity; flavin adenine dinucleotide binding; NADP binding
Source: RefSeq, a predicted model, not a curated record